Messenger RNA from Melozone crissalis (California towhee), 1393 nucleotides. It is a transcript of the gene NINJ1, whose product is annotated as ninjurin 1. Lineage: Eukaryota; Metazoa; Chordata; Aves; Passeriformes; Passerellidae. Gene Ontology annotation, biological process: cell adhesion; tissue regeneration. The record is from RefSeq and is a predicted model, not a curated record. Gene Ontology annotation, cellular component: membrane. The transcript is spliced from 4 exons. Bases 120 to 581 code for a protein of 153 amino acids.
CCCGGCGGCGGGAGUGGCUCCGGGCGCGCUGCGGCAAGGCCGGGCCAGCUCCGGGAGCCGCUGCCCCCGGGGAACCUUCCCCUGCCCCGCCCGGAGCAACAGGGGCCCGGGCGGCCGCCAUGGACUCUGGCAGCGAGACCCACGAGCUCAACGGCGCGGCGGAGGGCGCGGACUCGGCGGCCGAGGAGCAGCGCAGAAGGUGGCAGUGGUUCCAAAGGAACAGACCCAUCAACAUCAACCACUAUGCCAACAAGAAGAGCGCGGCCGAGAGCAUGCUGGACAUCGCCCUGCUGAUGGCCAACGCCUCCCAGCUCAAAGCUGUCAUGGAGCAAGGGCCCUCCUUCUCCUUCUACGUCCCGCUGAUCAUUCUCAUCAGUCUGUCGCUCACCCUGCAAGUUAUGGUGGGAGUGCUCUUGAUAUUCCUUGUAAAAUAUGACCUUAACAACCCUGCAAAACAUGGAAAGCUGAAUUUCCUCAACAACCUUGCAACUGGACUAGUAUUCAUUAUAGUAGUUGUGAAUAUUUUUAUCACUGCCUUUGGAGUGCAGAAACCAGUUGCUGAGCCAGCAUCAAGACAGUAAGGACCAGAGACCUGGAGCAUCCAUUUUAGAUGCCAUUUGCAGUUGAGCCAGCUACGCUGGACACAGUGGGGAAAGAAAAAUAAUUUGAAGAAGCUGGACACACCAGGCAGCUUUCUCAAGCUUCCAACACACCUGUAUACCUGAAAUUUUCCCAUCUGUUAAUAUUUAAAUUGUUUGGCAUCUAAGAGAAGGUUAGUUUUGCCCCAAGGAUGCUGUUUUUCUGGAAUAUUGGCAUUUCAAUUUCUGAAGAAACUUAUUUUUUUUUCAGAGAAGUGACAUAAAUUCAUGAAACAAGGAAAUAGCAUCUGGUAGCAUUUCACAGGACUUUUCUUUUUACAUGCCUUUGGUUUUUGUGGCAAUUUGUCAUUUCACGAUGGUAAGAAAUGUCAGGCCUUUGAUUGUGGUGUGGUCACAUUGUCCUUCAUUUCACAGCUUGGCACCAAGCCCAUGCACUCUGUAGCCCAGCAGGGCUCUGGUUUGCAGUGUGUAAAGGUAGCUCUGCUUUUGCACAGCUUUUUGUUUUGCUUUUUUUUCCACUCUAGCUAAAGGAAAGAUGAGACAAAAAGAAAUAAGCAGCAUUCUUUUGCCCAGUUUUGUUCACAGGUAAUCAUUUGAAUUGUUUCUUCUGGGCACACUUAAAAUUUCCUGCCCUUCAUGCACAGACACAAAUCACCUAAUUGUUAAUGAUUUCUUACCAUGUAUUGCUAUUCUGUGUAUUCUGUCCAUAAUAUGUAUUUAUUUGAAUCAUAGAGUGGUUUGCAUUCAAGGGACCUUUGAAGCUCAUCCAGUUCCACCCCUGCCAUGGCAGGGAC